UGUGAGCAGGUGAGACACACCUGAGGAUCAGAGCAGAGCAGCAGAGCUUUCAGCCUUCGUCCCGAACUCUUCACUCUUUCAUCACGUCACGGUUUCAUUCAGACUUAACCGAACCACUUCCGGUUCUGUGACAGUCACAGCGGAGCGGCGAGACGCGUCCGGAGACGGCAAACGCUUUUCCUCCUGCUACACUGACACUGACUGCAGCUGAGAAUGCCUCCGUCCUCUUCAUCCCUCCUCCUCCUCCUCCUCCUCCUCCUCCUCCCCCUCCCCCUCGUGCGGCCCAUCGGAGCGGCGGAGGACGCGGCCUGCAGCGGCUCUUUCCGCGUCGUGCAGGAGAACUUCGUGCUGGACGCGGAGGACGCGGUGAAUGAGGGAGCGGCUCUGCUGUCCACCGCGCAUGUGCACUCAGAGGAGGUGUGCACGAGCGCGUGCUGCGAGGAGCCGAGCUGCAACUUGGCACUGCUGGAGCCGCGCGGCACCGGAGCUGCGGCGGAAAACCGCACCUGCGUCCUGUUCAACUGCGUCCACAGAAACCGCUUCGUGUGCAGGUUCGUGAACCAGAAGGGAUACCUGAGCUACAUCCGGGAGGCCGUGUACCGGAAACACCUGCAGGGGCCGCAGGGGGCAGGUGAACAGCCUCCGCCCAUCGCCAUCGCAGGCCGUGAUGUCAUUGUUCAGCUUGGCGAGCCAGUGUUACUCAAUGGCAUUCAGAGCCUGGCGCUGGGUAACGCCCACAUCACAGACUAUGACUGGACUGUGAAGAGUGGAAACGGCUCCAUCGGCACAGAGCUGCAGAAGACGGACCUACCUGACCAGGUGCAGGUGUCCUUCCGUCAGCCCGGCUCAUACGUCUUCCAGCUCACCGUCACCGACUCCAAUGACCAAUCACAUGCUGCCAACGUCACCGUCCUCGUCCUCAGCCAGGAGCUGUCCAGCUUGUACUGUCUGGCUCCAGUGAAGGUCGGCCCGUGUCGAGCUGCGUUUCCUCGCUGGCAUUACGACACUGACGCAGGAAAGUGUGAGAAGUUUGUGUUCGGAGGCUGUAAGGCAAACGACAACAACUUCCUGUCUGAGGAGGAUUGUCUGUCAGCCUGCAGAGGAGUCACAGUGAACAAGACGUUGCACGAGCUGUUGGACAUCGAUGUGAACCUGAGGAAAGCUCGGUGUGCGGAGCCCCCCCGCACAGGUCCAUGUCGGGCCAGUUUCAGCCGCUGGUACUACGACCCUCUGGACAGGAAGUGUUCCCGCUUCACAUACGGCGGCUGUGACGGAAACAAAAACAACUUUGAGGAAGAAGAGAAGUGCAAAGAGACGUGCAAAGGAGUGACAGAGCGUAACGUCUUCUUCAAAGGGUUGUUUUACCGCUAUGAGACGGAGGAGGAAAGUGACUCAGGAAACAUCGCGCUGGCCGUCUGUCUGUCGGUGGCCAUCUUGGCUCUGUUGGCCGUCCUCGCCUACUGUUUCCUCAAGUCCAGGAAGGAGCGCGCCCACCGGCCCAUCCCCACAAGCUCCGCCCACGUGCCGCUGUCAGGGCAGGAAACGUCUGUUUACAACUCCACCACCAAACCUGUAUGACGUCACCAGGCCUGUCGCCGUGACGAUCACGGAAGCUGUGUGACGUCAUGAGCAGGUUGAUGUCGUGUUGUGUUUUGUGUGUGAGGGUGUUUUUACGGUGCGUCGGGUUGUGGAUGUUAGUGUGUGUGUGUGUGUGUGUGUGUGUGUGUUUGGGUCUCUGUAAAUAUGAAGAUGUUCUAAUCUCAGGUCGUUUUAAUCUGCUGCCGCCAUGUUUUUAUCUUUUUAACAUUCACUGUCAAUAAAGUCACAAACAACAACAA
Epinephelus lanceolatus (giant grouper) is the source of this 1838-nucleotide messenger RNA. Lineage: Eukaryota; Metazoa; Chordata; Actinopteri; Perciformes; Serranidae. The record is from RefSeq and is a predicted model, not a curated record.